Aspergillus novofumigatus IBT 16806 is the source of this 723-nucleotide messenger RNA. RefSeq names its product putative helicase. The transcript has 4 exons. The coding region runs from base 1 to 723 and encodes 240 amino acids. The record is from RefSeq and is a predicted model, not a curated record. Lineage: Eukaryota; Fungi; Ascomycota; Eurotiomycetes; Eurotiales; Aspergillaceae.
AUGGUAUGGUUGACCGCCACGUUGCCCCCGAGCAUGGAGGCCGAAUUAUGCCGGUGGAUGAAGUAUGACCGGGCCGCCGUGACCAUAUACCGGGCCUGGACCAGCCGGCUGAACGUGGUAUACCGGGUGUGGCGGCCGGACAUGACCGGGGUGGGCCGGGGCCCAUAUCAGUGGAUUGAGAGUGAGGCGGUGGUGGCAUUCAUUCAGGACCGCAUCCAAUGGGCUGCUGGGGGGAAGGUCAUCAUAUAUGCGAAUAUCAUUGGGCAGGUGACGGCCAUGGCGCGGGUGCUUGGGUGUGAGGCGUAUUACAGUGAGCAGUUGGACAAGGCCGGGGUGCUGGCGCGGUUCAUGGGGCCAGCCCCCAUCAUCCAUAUUGGGACCCCCCGGAUGUUACUGGAUUACGCUGAGGCAAUUAUUAUCCAGCCAGCUGGGUGGGAUGCCCUAGCUCCAUGGAUGGAGGGCGUCGCCCAUGAGGACCAGGAGCGGGUUGCUGAGUAUAUGGGGGUGGUGGAAGGCAUUGGGUGCCGCUGGGUCGUGUUAGAUCAGUAUUUGGACGGAGUGGUGGACGGGUAUCAGCGGCGGUAUUGCCAGGAUGCGGAUCCUGGGGAGCAGAUAUGUGAUGGGUGUGAUCCCAAUUGGGCAGAGCCGGAGGUGGAUCCAGCCAGGCAAGCAAGGCAGGCAGCAAGUGAGGCAGUAAGUGAGGCAGGCAGUAGAGAGCAGUAA